AUGGGCAGGGGUCGCAACCAGAGGCGUGGCCACAAAGACCCCACCACCUGUGGCGACCGCUGUGUCAAGGGUGCUACUGGGGUGCACAGGAGGCAUCAGAACCAGUUGCGCCGCGCUGGCCGCCCGGAUUCUGCCGCUCGUUCUUUGUCCACAGAUUUGGUCCGCGGCGGGUUCCAGCCGCGCCUUCCGACUUCGCUGCCGCCCCCAGGGCAGCAGCAGCAGCCGUCGCCGCUACCACGCCGACAGCCCGUCCCGUUGAUGCCUCCCGCGCAGCUUCAUCCGGGAGCGCCCCAGGUGGUCGCUCCGGAGCCUGUGGUCCCUCUUCAGUCGCCACCGCCUUCGGAGCUGAUGGACGUCGACCCGUCAGCCGGGCCGCCUUCCCAAGCGGUGGCUGUGCAGCCUGUCCUGCAGCCGCUUUCCUUGGGCACCCCCAAGGAGUCUGACGCCGCAGCGCCUUGUCCGGCGCCCACUCAGCAGCCGUCGACGCAGCGUCAGGAGACGCUGCCUCUCUUCGUGGGUCCCGACGCCCCGUCGCGUCCAGUACCAGAAGCUGCGCCCGUGGUCACAGGCAUAUGGGACAGCGCGUCGCAGCACACAGAAGCUCAGUUUCUUCCUCGUGGAAAAGAGGACAAAGUUGUGUGGCUGUCUUGA
Molecule: messenger RNA, 651 nt
Organism: Schistocerca americana (American grasshopper)
Lineage: Eukaryota; Metazoa; Arthropoda; Insecta; Orthoptera; Acrididae
Product: pollen-specific leucine-rich repeat extensin-like protein 1
Exons: 3
Coding region: 1-651 (216 amino acids)
Source: RefSeq, a predicted model, not a curated record